Orbicella faveolata is the source of this 1301-nucleotide messenger RNA. Its product is annotated as ciliary microtubule inner protein 2C-like. The record is from RefSeq and is a predicted model, not a curated record. NCBI's taxonomy places the organism in Eukaryota, Metazoa, Cnidaria, Anthozoa, Scleractinia, Merulinidae.
UUUUUUGAGCGGUUGACAGAGCAGGAAUAAUGUGCCUGUCUUUUAAUGCGUCUCUGCGGCGCAUAAUUCUAUUUUUAUGUCGUCUGAAAUUUAUUUUCCCUUUAUAUUUCCCAUGUUUGCUUUGCCUAUUAAUUCGUCUCAUAAGUGAUUUGUUUCCCAAGGUAAACAAGCCCAAUAGUUGUUUUAUCAUGUCAGUGCUUGGAGAAAUAUUUCAAGGUCAAAUCGCAUUUUCUUUGGCCUUGUCCUCACUGGAGGCAACUUUGAAAGAUGCGACUGCGACUAGUGUGAACGCAGAACUUUUGUUAUGGUUGUCUUAAUCCGGUGUAGACGCCAGGUGUUACAAAUUCAGACAAUUAUAAUUACAUUUCAUGCGUGACUGGUUGCUUGCAAAAGAAGCUCUCCUGAGGUCAUUGAAUUGCAAAUUUUCAAUUUGUUCCUAGCAACGCCGACAGCUCGCUGGUAGUGAGCACGAGAAGUUCGUAAACCUUUGUAAUUACUGUACCGGCGACCUUCCACUUGAUCAACAAGAAAAGAACACAUCAUUUCGGAUUUAACAUGGAAAAAUUGACUCUUCUGACAACCAACAUGGAGAUGUACCGUCAUCCGAGACAUGUACCAGGUUACAGUGGAUACACUCCGCGAGUAAAGUACACUUACGGUGAAACUUUUGGAAACACAACAGGCCGCUGGUUUCAAGAUUAUCGUGCCGCAGCACUGAACACAAGUAAAGAACGUAUGGGGAGGGGUGGGGAUAAAUUUCUGCCCUUUCCAACUUACUACACGAACAACCCUGAUCACGUAUUAGGGGCACGCACAAGCUCACGUGAUCGAUGGCUUGCGGCACCUAAAUACAAGCUUCUGAAUCUUGACGACAGAGACGGAGCUAUCAAAAAAUACGAUAAGGCUGCACAAUAUCACCGAGAUCACUACAAAGACAGAACAGACACAGUCCCACCAGUGAGAAUAUUUAUUCUACCAAAACUAUUUCACGACACCAAGUCCCAUAGAAUACCAGCAGAGGGCAAGUCCAUGAACGAAGAGAGAGCUUUAGCUUACGCCAACAAAGUCUACCGGACAAUGAAGAUCGAACCGCUCGCCAAGUCUUCCGUGGAAACACGCCGAAUACGCGACGUGUUCUUCGAGAAAAGAUAAUCUGGGCUGAAUAUUAAAUAAGUGUUUUGAAUGGUCAAUUAAUUGUACAUAGUUUAACUGAUAUUUUGGUUGUUAUUUAUUUGAGUGAGCAUUAAAUGAGUUUUGAAAUAAAUUUGUUAACAAAACAUCAGUGUUCUGCGUUUCGUUCC